AGGACUCCGCGGCCGGGCAGUCGAGCUCCAGGAAGUGGCCGCUCUUGCCUCCGGUCCCUUGCCUUGUGGGAUCGCGGCGGGCUCCUCUCUCCCGGCCAGGGUUUCCGGGUCCGCUAUCCCCUCGCGUCCGUCGUGGAGUACGAGCAGCUGAGAGGGUCUCCGGGCAGCAUGGCGGCGCAUCUGAAAAAGCGAGUGUAUGAGGAGUUCACGAAAGUGGUGCAGCAACAACAGGAGGAAAUCGCUACUAAGAAACUCCGACUUACUAAACCGAGUAAAUCUGCAGCCCUCCACAUUGAUCUGUGUAAAGCCACCUCCCCGGCAGAUGCACUGCAGUACCUACUCCAGUUUGCCAGGAAGCCUGUUGAGGCAGAAAGUGUGGAGGGAGUGGUCAGGAUUCUCUUGGAGCAUUAUUAUAAGGAAAAUGAUGCAUCUGUGAGGUUGAAAAUUGCUUCUUUAUUGGGCUUGUUAUCCAAGACUACAGGAUUUUCACCCGACUGCAUUAUGGAUGAUGCCAUUAACAUACUACAGAACGAAAAGUCUCAUCAAGUUCUAGCUCAACUGCUGGACACUUUGCUUGCAAUUGGCAUGAAACUGCCAGAGAAUCAAGUUGUUCAGAUGCGAUUGGUUGAUGUGGCCUGCAAGCACCUGACAGAUACCUCCCAUGGUGUAAGAAAUAAGUGCCUGCAAUUGCUUGGUAAUCUUGGCUCUUUGGAGAAAAGCGUCGUAAGAGAUGCGGAAGGCCUAGCUGCCCGAGAUGUCCAGAAGAUUAUAGGGGAUUACUUCAACGACCAAGAUCCGCGUGUCAGAACAGCAGCUAUAAAAGCCAUGUUGCAGCUCCAUGAAAGAGGAUUGAAACUACACCAAACAAUUUACAAUCAGGCCUGUAAGUUGCUCUCUGAUGACUACGAGCAAGUGCGCAGCGCUGCAGUCCGGCUUAUCUGGGUUGUCAGUCAGCUGUAUCCUGAGAGCAUUGUCCCAAUCCCUUCUUCUAAUGAGGAAAUUCGUUUAGUUGAUGAUGCCUUUGGAAAAAUUUGUCAUAUGGUCAGUGAUGGCUCCUGGGUGGUUCGUGUUCAAGCCGCAAAGCUAUUGGGCUCUAUGGAACAAGUCAGUUCUCACUUUUUGGAGCAGACUCUUGACAAGAAGCUGAUGUCAGAUCUGAGGAGGAAGCGUACUGCACAUGAGCGGGCCAAAGAACUUUACAGCUCAGGGGAGUUUUCCAGCGGCAGGAAGUGGGGGGACGAUGCACCCAAGGAGGAAGUGGACACUGGGGCAGUGAACCUGAUCGAGUCAGGAGCUUGUGGAGCAUUUGUUCAUGGGCUGGAAGAUGAGAUGUAUGAGGUCCGCAUUGCUGCGGUGGAGGCACUCUGCAUGCUGGCCCAGUCCUCGCCUGCUUUUGCUGAGAAGUGCCUUGAUUUCCUGGUUGACAUGUUUAAUGAUGAAAUUGAGGAAGUGCGCCUGCAAUCUAUACAUACCAUGAGAAAAAUUUCCAACAAUAUCACUCUCCGAGAAGAUCAGCUUGACACUGUCCUGGCUGUGUUAGAGGAUUCAUCCAGAGAUAUUAGAGAGGCUCUUCAUGAACUCUUGUGCUGCACUAAUGUUUCAACUAAAGAAGGGAUUCAUCUUGCACUGGUUGAACUGCUGAAAAACUUAGCCAAGUACCCUACUGAUCGGGACUCCAUAUGGAAGUGCUUGAAGUUUCUGGGGAGUCGUCAUCCAACCUUGGUACUUCCCUUGGUGCCAGAGCUCUUGAGCACCCACCCUUUUUUCGACACGGCUGAACCAGACAUGGAUGAUCCAGCAUACAUUGCAGUUUUGGUUCUUAUUUUCAAUGCUGCUAAAACCUGCCCGACAAUGCCUGCACUCUUCUCCGAUCAUACCUUCAGGCACUAUGCCUACCUCCGAGACAGUCUUUCUCACCUUGUUCCUGCCUUGAGGUUACCAGGUAGAAAACUGGUGUCCUCAACGAUUUCCCCAAGCAUCGCUCCUCAGGAGGAUCCUUCCCAGCAGUUCCUGCAGCAGAGCCUGGAAAGAGUGUACAGUCUGCAGCACCUGGAUCCCCAGGGGGCCCAGGAGCUGCUGGAACUCACCAUCCGGGAUGUGCAGAGACUUGGGGAACUUCAGUCUGAAUUGGCAGGUGUGGCUGACUUUUCUGCUACCUAUCUUCGGUGUCAGCUGCUCCUCAUCAAGGCUUUGCAGGAGAAGCUAUGGAACGUGGCUGCCCCUUUGUACUUGAAGCAGAGUGAUUUGGCUUCAGCAGCAGCAAAGCAGAUUCUGGAAGAGACCUACAAAAUGGAGUUCAUGUAUAGUGGUGUAGAGAAUAAGCAGGUGGUGAUUGUACAUCACAUGAGGCUGCAGGCGAAAGCUUUGCAACUUAUCGUAACGGCACGAACUACGCGAGGAGUUGACUCCUUAUUUGGGAUGUGUGAAAAAUUUUUACAGGAGGUGGACUUUUUUCAGAGGUGCUUCAUCGCUGAUUUACCUCACUUGCAGGACAGCUUUGUGGACAAACUUCUUGACCUGAUGCCCCGCCUCAUGACAUCAAAACCUGCAGAAGUGGUUAAAAUUCUACAGAAUACGCUCCGACAGAGUACCUUCCUACACCUCCCCCUUCCAGAACAGAUCCACAAAGCAUCGGCCACUAUCAUUGAGCCUGCGGGUGAGUCAGACAACCCCCUGCGGUUCACAUCUGGCUUGGUGGUGGCUUUAGAUGUUGAUGCAACCCUGGAGCAUGUGCAGGACCCUCAGAGCACUGUGAAGGUCCAGGUCUUAUAUCCAGACGGCCAGGCUCAAAUGAUCCACCCUAAGCCAGCCGACUUUCGGAAUCCUGGGCCUGGACGGCACCGUCUCAUCACUCAGGUGUACCUCUCCCACACUGCCUGGACAGAGCCAUGCCAGGUGGAAGUAAGGCUGCUGCUGGCCUACAACUCCAGUGCUCGCAUCCCAAAGUCACCCUGGACUGAGGGUGGUGAAAUGGCACCCCAGGUGGAAUUCAGCAUUGAGGGCACCAUCCCCUUCAGCAAGCCUGUAAAAGUGUACCUAAUGCCCAAGCCUGCAAGGCGUUGACUCACACGCCUCCGGCCUAGCCAGGGCCUGCUUAGCUCUCUGAGGGAGCCGGAAGCCUGGAGCGCUUUGCUUCAAAAUGGUGUGUAGGCUUAAGGAAUAUGCAAACCAUUCCGUCUCAUCUGGUAUCAAACAAAAGAUAAAUUAUUUUUGCAUUAAAAAAAACCAAAAUAUAUUCAAGUCCACCUUUUUCCACUGUUAUGUAGUAAAGUGAGAAAACACCAAGCUAUUCCAGUUUCUGGUUUUUGAGGAAACUGGAUCUGGCUCUAACUUCGGUUUUCAUACCACAUAUAGAUGUGCUUAUUCCUCAGAUGUGAAAUACUAAGAUGCAGUUUUUCAGGCAUCUUCAAGGAACUGGUUAUUUGAGUCUUGAUUCAUUUCUUAAAGUAACACUUUGGUAAAAUGAGGGCCAAUUCUCUAGCAGCACUAACAGCUGUCCUUUUUCACCAGGACAGUUUUGGAGCAUCUUCAACAUCCUUAUCUUCCUAAGAGGCCUCUUGUCUAACUUGGGCACUAGCUGGGCCGAGGACUGACUGAAUAGAUGGAGAGGAGUCUUUUCAUCUUUAAGGAAAAUUCUUGAUCUUGCCUGCCAUUAUCCUUAGAACCCCUGUGGUUUUAAAAUAAUAGAGAAGAGCCAUGCUUUAGAAAUGAACAUUAUGGGGAAAAGGAGCACACUGUAUGAAUUAAGGGUAUUUCUUCCCAGAUCUCAGGAAUGAGAGCUUGGCUCUGCAUCAGAGUUACAGCUGCAGGUAAAAUGUGGUAGCGGGAUUCCAGAGGGCUCAACUUGUUAGAAGCUGUGCUAUGUGGUUUACUUUUUUAUGUUUUUGUUUAUCUGAAAGGAAGAGUGACACAGAAGUCAGAUUAAGACAGUAAAAGAUCUUCCAUCUCCUGGAUCAGUCUCCAUUUGACAACAGCCAAGGCUGGGUCAGUCCAAAGCCAGAAGCACUAAGGGCAUAGUUUGCUAUGUCCCAGGCAUUAUCAGGAAGCUAGAUUGAAGUGCAGUACUAAGAUCUCAGGUAGGGGCUUAGUUUCCUGUACCACCAUGCCUGCCCCUUUCCCUGUCAUUUAAUCAUCACAAUAGCCAAAUGAGAAUUAGUGUUUAUCAUUGGCAGGAAAACUGUAUAGGAAAUUUUGAAGACUGUAUUCAUUCAAACCAAGAAGAUCCUCAAGGCCUAAGCUGUACUGCCUGAGGAGAAGCAUGUAAGUGUUGGUUUGGAUGUGUCCCCCAAAGUCAGUAUUAGAAAUGUAUUCCCCAGAUGCCAGGGUCCCAAUAAGAGGUGUUUUGUUCACGGGGGCUCUGCUCGCAUAAGUCAAUUGAUAUCACCAUCCAGGGAGUUUCUUGCUAAAGCAGGAUACAAAAGCAAGUUUAGCCUUUGCCCUCACUCUUGCCCUCUUGGCUGCCUACUGUCUGCCAUGGGAUGGCCCAGCAUAAACCUCCUUGCUAGACACCAACAGUUUUUUCAGAUUUUCCAGCCUUCAGAAAUAUGAGCCAAGUAAGUGUCUAUUCACUGAAUUAUGCAGCUUUGGGUACUAUGUGACAGUGGCAGGGAAACGAACCUUCAUAUGUUUAGCUCCCUUAGUCUCCAACUCCUCAUCUGUAAAACAGAUUUUCUUAAGGCUUGGUGAAUGGGAUAGAGUGAAAACUACUUGGUAGAAUCUGAAUCUGCAGCCAAUCUUGACCGUCUUUGUUACUUGGAGAGCUAAUUUAAAUAAGUACAUAUUUUAUUAUUCCUUUGAGUUGGAGCUGGAAUUUACAUUCAGACAUAUGUUGACUUUGAGUUUAAUGUGUACCUGGCCAUGUUGUAAACCUUUUACAUGAGUUAACUGAAUUAACCCUCACAACUGUCUUAGGAAGUAGGUGUUAUCAUAUUAUAAAGCCACUGAAAUUUAGAGAAAUUAAGUAACUUGCUCCAGAUCACAGGACCACCAAGGACGGACCUGGAAUAUUAAUUCAUGACGUCUGGCUCCAGGAGAUACUGAGAAUCUGGGAAGAUGAUUAUCUCCCAGUGGCUUUGUUUGGUGCGCUGAGCCAUUUAUACAUCUCAGGGAUGUCCUGGAAAAGGCAGCCUGCCUUUCUAAAAGUUGAUCAUACAAGCCUAAUGCCAGGCUGAAUCGUAUUGUGGCCCUGUCACCAACACUUGCAGUGACAGCUGGGCUGGAGCAUCACUAACAACACUGAGACCCAGACUGGAACCAAAGAGCCUGAAACCACAGAGCCGCCAGCUCCACGGGGAGACUGUGCUGAACACUGGGCAGACAGCAUCUCCACCACUCCCCCGCUAUUAAAAAAUCCAUUUAUUUUUAUUGGAAAACCAGAUUUACAAAGAGAAGGAGAGAUGAAGG
Molecule: messenger RNA, 5403 nt
Organism: Ochotona curzoniae (black-lipped pika)
Lineage: Eukaryota; Metazoa; Chordata; Mammalia; Lagomorpha; Ochotonidae
Gene: INTS4
Product: integrator complex subunit 4
Exons: 23
Coding region: 169-3063 (964 amino acids)
Biological process (GO): snRNA processing
Cellular component (GO): integrator complex
Source: RefSeq, a predicted model, not a curated record